AUGGAGAAGGCACUCAGCCCUCGCUGCCGCCUCCCUGUUGCUCAGAGGCAGGCUCUGGAAGCCAAGGACCCCCGUGAGAGACGCUCCCUCCCUCCUACCCCCGACAGAGGUGGGACCGCCUGGGAGGGGGCGCAGGACCGAGGGGUCGUUGCCGGGCAAGGAGUGCGCCAGAAGGAACCAGAGAGCGCGCACGGGGACCGGCUGCUGCAGGGCGGCGGUGGCGGCAGCGGGCAGCGCCUUCUCUCGCCCGCCCGCCGGGAGUGGACCAUGCACUGCAGCUGUCUCGCCGAGGGCUUCCCCGCCGCCUCCCCAUGCAACUACUGGGUCUCAGGCUUGGCCUUCCCGGACUGGGCCUACAAAGCCGAGUCGUCCCCCGGCUCCCGGCAGAUCCAGCUGUGGCACUUCAUCCUGGAGCUACUGCAGAAGGAGGAGUUCCGCCACGUCAUCGCCUGGCAGCAGGGAGAGUACGGGGAGUUUGUCAUCAAGGACCCAGACGAGGUGGCCCGCCUCUGGGGCCGCAGGAAAUGCAAGCCACAGAUGAACUAUGACAAGCUGAGCCGGGCGCUCAGGUAUUACUACAAUAAGAGGAUCCUGCACAAGACCAAAGGCAAGAGGUUCACGUACAAGUUCAACUUCAGCAAGCUCAUCGUGGUCAACUAUCCUCUGUGGGAAGUGCGGGCACCACCGUCCCCCCACUUGCUGCUGGGGGCCCCUGCCCUGUGUCGGCCGGCCCUGGUGCCCAUGAGUGUGCAGAGUGAGCUCCUGCACAGCAUGCUGUUCACCCAUCGGGCCGUGGUGGAGCAGCUUGGUGCACAGCAGGCCUCCCGAGGACCACCAGAGGCCUCUGGGGACAAGAAGGGGAACAGCAGCAGUGUCCACCGACUGGGCUCUGGCCCCUGCCGGCUGAGCCCUUGCUGCCACUUCGGGAGCCUCCAAGGCGAGCUGCCCAGUUUGGCCUCCUUCACCCCGCCCCUGCCACCCCCUCUGCCCUCCGAUUGGCCCCGCCUCUCAGGCUCCUUCUUGCCCCCUCUGACCUCAGAGCGGCAGCUCCCCAGGGCCUCCAAGCCGGACACCCUGCUCCCAGCACUUCCCUUGCUGGCCGGGCUGGGACCAGGCACAGGGGAGAGGCUUCGGCUCCUGUCCCUGAAGCCCGAGGGACCAGAGGCAAAGCCUGAUCCCGUGACGCGGGUCAUGGGCAGCCUGGAGGCCAGGGUGGGCUUCCCCUUGGAGACCCAUGGACUCAAAGCUGGGGAGGAAAGCUCUACGGCCCCCAGCCUGGAGACCCCCAAGGCCCUGUGGCCCUUGGAUCCUCCCUAACUGGAGGGGAAGGCGUGUGGCGCCCCCCUCCCCACAGGACACCGACGAAGGCCCAGCAGGACUGUGAAGAGGGUGAAGUCACAGCAAGGUGGACAGGGGCGCACUCUGCAGAGAAAGCUCAAAUGUGGGGAAACUGAGGCAGCCCUCCACCUUGCUAACAAGACCAGGGGACAGCCUCGAUUGCAACUUUAUCCUUGAAGAAGAUGAGGUUGAGAUUUCCAUCAUUUGAAGCGUGCCAGGAACCCACCCGGGGCGGGAGGGAGAACUUGGGGUUUAGGCCAGUGAGGGCACGAGGUCGUUCUGUCCCCCACCUCGCAGGCAGCUUCUCUAUCCUCCCGACCCCCCUCUACCCCCUGUGCACAUGCCUCUCAUCUUGGAAGUUCCUUCCAUUGCAGGCACUUCCUCCUCCCUCGACUUCCCCUGGUCCCAGGCAGGUGCAGAGGGAGGGGCUGGCCCAGCUCUGUGACACUCCCACUGCCCAGCACAAUAAAACGCCCCUGGCAAACCGCCCUCUCGCCCACAGCCUCCCUGGGCGGGCCCCAGGCCCCCUACGAGCUGGGGUGGAGCUGAACACCUCGAAGGGGUCCAAUGGGGAUGAGGGAGGCUUGAGGGAGGGCUACAGCCUGGGAGAACUGGAAUCAGUGUCCUCCCUCUGGUCAUCGCUUCCCAGUGGUGGCAGGAGGAGCUGCUGGGCCGAGGGGGAAGGAAUUUCAGAGCAGAGUGGCCUUGGGGUCCCGCCUGCCUGCGGAGCAAGCCAGAGGCUCUGUGAGGGGCUGGAUGA
Oryctolagus cuniculus (rabbit) is the source of this 2098-nucleotide messenger RNA. RefSeq names its product ETS variant transcription factor 3 like (gene ETV3L). Lineage: Eukaryota; Metazoa; Chordata; Mammalia; Lagomorpha; Leporidae. Gene Ontology annotation, molecular function: DNA-binding transcription factor activity, RNA polymerase II-specific; sequence-specific DNA binding. The record is from RefSeq and is a predicted model, not a curated record. Gene Ontology annotation, cellular component: nucleus. Gene Ontology annotation, biological process: regulation of transcription by RNA polymerase II; cell differentiation.